Trematomus bernacchii (emerald rockcod) is the source of this 3822-nucleotide messenger RNA. It is a transcript of the gene chpf2, whose product is annotated as chondroitin polymerizing factor 2. Gene Ontology annotation, molecular function: glucuronosyl-N-acetylgalactosaminyl-proteoglycan 4-beta-N-acetylgalactosaminyltransferase activity. Gene Ontology annotation, cellular component: Golgi cisterna membrane. The record is from RefSeq and is a predicted model, not a curated record. NCBI's taxonomy places the organism in Eukaryota, Metazoa, Chordata, Actinopteri, Perciformes, Nototheniidae. Bases 973 to 3267 code for a protein of 764 amino acids. The transcript has 4 exons.
CCCAUACGUGAGAGAGACGUUAUUCCACUCUGUGUGUGUGGCACUCAAAUAUUGAGGAAGUCAAGAAACUUCAGGAAAUGGACGAUAUGUGGAUGGCUAUGCUUGGAGGAUUUGUACCUGUAUCAACGAUGAAUAAUGGGAUCUAAUGCCUUCAAGUCAGUGUUCGUGGACAGGAUCGAGGGAGACAUAUCGGGACUAAAACAAGAUGCUAGCUUCUUUGCUAGCUUGCUCUUUGAUGUUUGUUUCUCCGACCUAACGUUACUGUUGAGGUUAUGAUUUCUGGAACAAUAUUUACUAUUUUCAAGUCCUCUUUCUUCGAUUUUCUAUUCUUUAUUUAAUAGAGUAACGUAACUCAAAUGGACAACUUUACCAGGUGUUAUUUAGCGUUUUGCUAACGGUACAUUACUUAACUGACUUUAGAGGUAGCUGUUGGUGUUAACCCUAGCAAGAGAAUUAGUUAAGCUAAUUACCACAACGUUAGCUCAAAAGUCACGGAAUACCCAGAGUAACGCUACACAGUUUACAUGGCAGUGACUAACAUAAACGGCUUGCUUUGUUGUUACACAACUGUUACGUCGCAAUAAAUGUUAAUAGUGUUAAUAUAUUUGCAAUUAUUUGUUCUGACGAAACGACGAAACCGUCACCUUUACAUUUAAAAAUAAUGUAUCUUCUACCAUGACAAAACGUACUAUUUUACUCAUAGAAAAUAAGUAGUUUAUUACUAGGUAACUAAACGUUAACAUAACAUGCUUUAUAUAAACCUCGUAACGACUACCUCAGCGGAUGGGACUGAAGAAAGAGCUACUAUGUGACAUUUGAGGCACCUUUUUGUAUGUGUCAAUAAUUCAGUUUCCCCCAACAUAGCUCCUUGAAUGGCUAAAUGUCUUCCAUUAGGGCAGGAGAGUUGACACAUCUGUAGGUAGUUAAGUUUUCCAGAACAACCUCAUCAAGUGUAGCUCAUAACUACUAGAUAUGCGUCUUUCCUCAGUUUUGGCCCUGUUCAGGCCUGCUUUACCCCUUAUCCUUGGGCUGUCUCUGGGAUGUAGUUUGAGCCUUUUAAUGGUGUCCUGGACACAAGGUGAUACCGAUGACUCCUGUGGAGAUGAACUGGGCAACGGGAGACUUUUUAUGGGCAGAGGAGAUGCCCAGAGAGACUCGAGAGAUGGUGCUGGAGAGGAAGACUUCCAGCCACGUAUCAUUCCAUAUCACAAGGACCCAAACAAGCCCCACAAGAAAGUCCUAAGGACUCGCUAUAUCCACACAGAACUGGGCAUCAGAGAGCGGCUGCUGGCGGGAGUUCUGACCUCCCGGGCUACCCUCAACACACUGGCCGUGGCGGUGAAUCGCACCAUUGCCCACCACUUCCAUCGCACCUUUUUCUUCACAGGCCUGCGCAGCCCUAAGGUGCCUCAUGGCAUGACUGUGGUUGCCCACGGCGACGACCGUCCAGUUUGGCUGAUGUACGAGACAGUGCGUCACCUCCAUCGGCACUACGGCUCUGACUAUGACUGGUUCCUUCUAUCCCAGGAUGACACCUACAUACAAGCAAAUCGUCUGACAGAGCUGGUGGGCCACCUCAGUGCAGGUCAGGACCUGUAUAUGGGCAGGGCGGAGGAGUUUAUAGGUGGAGAAGAGAAAGCACGCUAUUGCCACGGCGGCUAUGGCUACCUGCUGUCCCGCAGUCUGCUAGCACGUCUGCAACCCCACCUUGACACCUGCCGCAAUGACAUCCUCAGUGUGAGGCCUGAUGAGUGGCUGGGUCGCUGCAUUAUUGAUUACCUGGGUCUCAGUUGCGUGGAGGUUCACCAGGAGAUGACAUAUCGUUACUUUGAGCUCGGGAAAAAUGCAGAUCCAGAGCGUGAAGAUAGCAUACAGUUUAAAAAUGCCUUCACAGUUCAUCCUAUAUCGGAACCAAACCUCAUGUACCGCCUACACAAACGCUUCAGUCAGAUUGAGCUGGAAAGGACUUACCAACAGAUUCAACAUCUGCAGGUGCAGAUCAACAACCUGAGUGAUUUGACGCCAGAGGGUAAAGCUGGAGUCACAUGGCCUAUUGGAAUCAACGCUCCCUUCAAACCGAAAACCCGCUUUGAAGUUAUAAACUGGGAGUACUUUACCGAAGAGCAUAUUUACUCGUGCAUUGACAGCUCCCCGAAGUGUGAGAUGAGAGGGGCUGACCGUGCGGAUGUAAACGCAGUUCUGGAGAUCGCAGUGGAGCGUCUGAAUGAACGCUACCAGCCCCAGCUACGCUUCCACAAGCGCCGCCUACUUAACGGUUACCGGCGGUUUGACCCCACGCGUGGAAUGGAGUAUGUUCUGGACCUUGCGCUGGAGGCAUACACCCAGAAAGGCCACAGUCAAGUCAUUGCCAAACGGGUUAACUUAUUGCGGCCUUUAAGCGCAGUGGAAAUCAUCCCAAUGCCCUAUGUGACGGAGGCGACGCGUGUGCAGGUCAUCCUCCCCGUCACCGCCCAGGAUCAGGACUUUGUUGGUAACUUCCUCGACAUGUACGUGAUGAACACGUUGGACACCCAUGACAAUGUUCUACUGACGUUCCUGUUCAUCUACGAUCCUUUUGAUGCUCAGAGAGUCAGCCAGACAGAUGUGUUUGCCGGCAUCAAGGCCAUGAUCGGGGAGGUGGAGAAGCGUUACGGUGACGUGAAGAUCCCCUGGAUCAGCGUGAAGACGGAGGUGCCCUCACAAGUCAAGCUGAUGGACAUCAUCUCCAAGAAGCACCCAGUGGACACGCUGUUUUUCCUCGCCAGCGUGUGGACAGAGGUCAACGCCGACUUCCUGAACCGCUGCAGAAUGAACGCUAUCAGCAACUGGCAGAUCUUCUUCCCCAUCCACUUCCAGGAGUACAGUCCCGCCGUCAUGUACCGCGACCAGCAGCCCUCUGCGGCCUCCUCCUCUUUCACUUCUGAGUCGCUGCGAGACGGACACUUUGACCGGCAAGUCUUCGACGAGGCUUGUUUUUACAAUGCUGACUACAUGACCGCGAGGACCAAGAUGGCAGCUGACAUCUUGGACAACGAGGAGCUGCUGGAAAGCAUGGACGUGUAUGACAUAUUUGUCCGUUACUCGGGCCUACAUGUGUUCAGAGCCGUAGAGCCCGCGCUGAUCCAGAAAUACGUGCGGCGAGCGUGCAACCCACGAUUCAGCGAGGAUAUCUACCACCGCUGUGUCCUCAGCAACCUGGAGGGCCUGGGCUCCCGCUCACAUCUAGCUAUGGCUAUUUUUGAACAAGAGCAAGCCAACAGCACCUAAGAGACUUGUUGGGUGCACCACAAAAAUACUGCCUUGACUAAAGGAUACUCACGCAGAAUAAUGUGAAUAAUAAUAUGGGAACUUAGUGAUCCAUAUACUGUAAUUCACGCCCUUGUAUUUUGCAGAAAGAGAUUGAGGCUAAAGCUAAAGAAAACGUAGGAAAACACAACACUUUAACAGAGCAAAUGUGUUGUGAUGCGUCAGUUCCUACAGCUGAAAAUCUCUCUCAUUACUUCUGACUUACGAGUCAAUAACUGACUGUCGUGACUCGUGUCUAGAUGAACUCUGAGUCAUGGAGGCGUCCGAACGUCGACUACUGUCACUUGUAUCCCUGCCAUUGAUGUAUUCUUAUAAGAGCUGAGCAAAACAUAUUUAUACUCCAAUUCUAUGAGGUUGUGUCUUGAUAGCAAAUGAACAAAGGCCUUCUUUGUUGAGGGAAAACCUUGAGCCAUAAGUCUUCCUUAUUUGAAGAUGUUUAAAAUGAUACUGGUAACAAGCUGAAGCCGCUGGCUGCCUUUUCUUUUUUUUAAAGAGGUAUUAAAGAGUGAUAUUUAC